AUGUCCGUGAAUGACGAGUUUCUUUCCCUUGAGAAAAUGAGUAUUGCCGAGCUGGUCGAUGCACUGGAUGUGUUAAGUAUAGACGAUGGUACUAAUGAUGAUGACAAUGAUGGAGUUAUCGACAUUGAGAUACCUGAUGAUUUGCUCAUACAAUCAUCAGGUAACCAUUUAGCAUCUAUUGCUGAAAAAACUUGCCUAAAUUUGCUCGCUAAUAUCAUGGAUUCUGAAUACUUACAACAGCGGGCUAUAUUGGCACCUACUAAUGAAAUUGUUGAGAAAGUGAACGAUUACAUGUUGUCUUUAGUUCCGGAAGAGGAAAGAGUCUGUCUUAGUUUAGAUAGUCCAUGUACGGCGAAUGAGAGUGUUGAGUCACAUCAUGACAUUCAUACUAUAGAGUUUUUGAAUCCUAUUACAUCUUUAGGUCUGCCAAAUCAUGAAUUAAAGUUGAAAAGAGGCUCUAAUGUCGGACAAAAGGUCUUCAUUCCAAGAUUGUCGUUAAGACCGUCAGAUAGUCCGUUUCACUUUUAG
Molecule: messenger RNA, 528 nt
Organism: Erythranthe guttata (spotted monkey flower)
Lineage: Eukaryota; Viridiplantae; Streptophyta; Magnoliopsida; Lamiales; Phrymaceae
Source: RefSeq, a predicted model, not a curated record